AUGGAGUUGUGCCUGCCCUGCUUCGGAGAUGGGCCCCCAGACUCACCUGACCUUGAAGAGAGAUUAAAAUUUGCAGAAGCUACAGAAAGAAGACAGAGGUAAUCUUCAAUUUGAGGCAUCUGGGAUCCACAUUCUGUAGAAAAGAAGAGGGAGGAGAAAGGAAAAAAGAAAAGAAUCUCUCCAAGAUUAGAGAAGCAAAGAGUGGAGACUAUAGAAAGAAAAAAGCCCUUCCCUGACCGGGAAUCGAACCCGGGCCGCGGCGGUGAAAACGCCGAAUCCUAG
This is a messenger RNA of Trichosurus vulpecula (common brushtail), 282 nucleotides long. RefSeq names its product small VCP/p97-interacting protein-like. The record is from RefSeq and is a predicted model, not a curated record. Gene Ontology annotation, cellular component: endoplasmic reticulum membrane. The transcript has 3 exons. Gene Ontology annotation, biological process: positive regulation of autophagy; negative regulation of VCP-NPL4-UFD1 AAA ATPase complex assembly; negative regulation of retrograde protein transport, ER to cytosol. NCBI's taxonomy places the organism in Eukaryota, Metazoa, Chordata, Mammalia, Diprotodontia, Phalangeridae.